CAGCCAGACCUCUGGAUACCGUGAACCUGCACCAUCUCCGUCUGAAACUCGACAACUUAACCAGCUGCAGGACACAAUGCACCAAAAGUGAAAGGUGUUUCCUGAGGACCUGAAAGAAGACUGGAUGUGGUUGUAGCUAUGGGUGAGUCAGGGUGGGGGGUGCGGUCCCUCUCCCCCUGUGGCCUGCUGCUGGUCGUCUGUGCGUCCGUCUGUCUGUCCCAGCAGCCCAGCAUGAAGCCAGCAGAGUGCAGCAGGAAGGAGCAUCCUGUCGUCUCUCACCAAGCGCUGAGGCCGUGGAUGUUCGAGUUCUCCCAUCCAGGAGUGAAGGAUUACUCCCAGCUGGCUGUGGACCUGAGCAGGAACCAGCUGAUUGUGGGAGCCAGAAACUUCCUCUUCACACUGAGUUUGAGCAACGUCUCGCUCAUACAGGCGACAGAAUGGGCACCGGAUGAAGACACAAAGCGCUCAUGUCAGAGCAAAGGGAAAUCAGAGGAGGAGUGUCAGAACUACGUCCGGGUUUUGUUGAUCAGCGGGAUGACGCUCUUCACUUGCGGCACUAAUGCUUUCACCCCCGUCUGCAUGACCAGGCAGGUGGGUAACGUCAGUGCGGUGUUGGACACGGUGAACGGUGUCGCCCGCUGUCCGUACGACCCGCGGCACAACUCCACCGCCAUGGUGACGGAGCGAGGCGAGCUGUACGCCGCCACGGUGAUCGACUUCUCGGGACGCGACCCCGUCAUCUACAGGAGCCUCGGGAACAUGCCGCCUCUACGCAGCGCUCAGUACAACUCCAAAUGGCUCAACGAGCCUCACUUCGUGUCGGUUUAUGAGAUCGGUCGGUUCACCUAUUUCUUCCUGAGAGAAACAGCGGUGGAGAACGACUGUGGGAAGGUCGUGUUUUCUCGCGUGGCUCGGGUCUGUAAGAACGACAUGGGGGGUCGUUUCCUGUUAGAGGACACGUGGACCACCUUCAUGAAAGCCCGACUCAACUGCUCUCGCUCUGGAGAAAUCCCGUUUUACUACAACGAGCUGCAGAGCACCUUCUACCUCCCAGAGCAGGACCUGAUCUACGGCAUCUUCACCACCAAUGUGAACAGCAUAUCAGCUUCUGCCGUCUGCGCCUUCAACCUGAGCGCCGUCACUCAGGCCUUCAACGGGCCGUUUCGUUACCAGGAGAACCCCCGCACCGCCUGGCUCUCAACCCCAAACCCCAUACCCAACUUUCAGUGUGGGACGCUGGAGGAGGGCAGCCCGGGGGGCAACCUGACGGAGCGCAGCCUGCAGGACGCCCAGCGGCUCUACCUCAUGAACGACGUGGUGCAGCCGCUCACCGUCAACCCUCUGCUCACUCAGGACAACCUGCGCCUCUCCAAGCUGGUGGUGGACAUCGUGCAGGGCCGAGAAAGCCUCUACCACGUCAUGUACAUCGGAACAGAAUACGGCACCAUCCUGAAGACUCUCUCCACAUCCAAUAAAAGUCUCCAAGGCUGCUACCUGGAGGAACUCAGGCUCCUCCCCCCGGGGAAGAUCGGACCAAUCAAGAGCCUGCAAAUCCUCCACAGUGACAGGUCUCUGAUUGUUGGGCUGGAUGACAGACUGGUGAAGAUCCCGUUAGAGCGCUGCUCCAGCUAUCCAAGUGAAGUUCACUGCUUGGAAGCUCGGGACCCGUACUGCGGCUGGGAUCUCAAACAGAAACGCUGCACCACCAUCGAGGGGAGCUCCAACAUGAACCAGUGGACCCAAAACAUCACCCAGUGCCCAGUAAGGAAACCCUGAACCAGGAUGAGCUUUUUGGUACGUGGGCGCCGUGGCAGCCUGGUAACCAGAUGAUGGCGAGGGAUCCGUCAGCAGCUGUGUUUGUCGGGUCCCGCCUCGUGUGAACGGACCUUAUGGCCGUGGUGGCCGGCGUCGAGUGUAAAGGACCGGACCAUGCCAGGUGGCAAA
Notothenia coriiceps (black rockcod) is the source of this 1944-nucleotide messenger RNA. It is a transcript of the gene sema5ba, whose product is annotated as sema domain, seven thrombospondin repeats (type 1 and type 1-like), transmembrane domain (TM) and short cytoplasmic domain, (semaphorin) 5Ba. Gene Ontology annotation, molecular function: semaphorin receptor binding; chemorepellent activity. Gene Ontology annotation, biological process: semaphorin-plexin signaling pathway; positive regulation of cell migration; axon guidance. NCBI's taxonomy places the organism in Eukaryota, Metazoa, Chordata, Actinopteri, Perciformes, Nototheniidae. Gene Ontology annotation, cellular component: plasma membrane. The record is from RefSeq and is a predicted model, not a curated record. Bases 139 to 1776 code for a protein of 545 amino acids. The transcript has 13 exons.